Molecule: messenger RNA, 1824 nt
Organism: Dalotia coriaria
Lineage: Eukaryota; Metazoa; Arthropoda; Insecta; Coleoptera; Staphylinidae
Exons: 2
Coding region: 391-1575 (394 amino acids)
Source: RefSeq, a predicted model, not a curated record
ACCAGUGUACUAAUUGAACGAUAGCGAUGCAUCGUCAAACAAAGCGCGAAGCAUGAUAUGUUUGCUCAGAACUUUAAUACGUACCUCUCUACACUAGUUCGCGUAUCUCUGCGCGCGCGACUCAGCCGCUGCAUAAGUCACUCACGCAGGCGUGCGCAGCGGCACAGCGGCGAAUUCAAGCUUGAGAGCCGGAGUUAUUAAAGCAGCGCGCCGAAGCCGGUUGACUUAAAAGUAAUUCAAACCUUGAAUGAAACUGAACGCAUUACCAUAGAGCGCCGAUCCGCGAAGCUGCAAGAUUCUCAGCGCACAGACCCGCAUUCCGAACGUAUUUAUUUCCGACGUGUUUCAAAGUUUCAAACAAAAACGAAAAGUGUGGUAAAAGUGCCCAAAAUGCGCGAUAUUGUGACGAAGGUAAGUGUGAAUCGUCCGGUGGACAGAAAACCGCCAACCCCGUAUAUUCCCACCUGUGAGCUGGUUGCUGCUGCCCCAACGAAGACCAACCAUGCGGAUCAAGAUCAAGAAUCAAAAUCUAUCACUUCGCAAGACAAUCGACGACCAUCACUUAACACAAAUGGAAAAUCGGAUAUUCCAUCAUAUCAAUCCUUCCAAAAGUAUCUGGAUAGUUAUACUGGGCUCAAGUUUAAACCGGUGAAGCCCGGCAAAGUUGUGGAAAGUUCCCAGCAGGAACCGGAACAAACAUCGACGCACGUUGUGGACGGCGAAGGAAAACCACACGCCGGAAUCACCGUAAAUAAAGAUGACGCGCGCACCCACAAGGCCGAAAUAAUGAUUCAAAUCAAAUCGAAUCAGGAAUAUCAACAACAAGUGCCAAAGCAUGAGAAUGAGCAACCUCGAGAAGUAGCCGUGUUUGAUAAACAGGCAUUGAGCGUGACGGAGGUCGGCGCACCUCCGCCACCGCCGCCGCCAAUGGCGCACGUGUUUCCAGCGAAAAGCGCGCAAAUCAAGAGCAUCGUCUCGCACAACACCCGCGUGGUGAAGAAUGGCGGCGUGCAACGUGUGCAACCCACAAACAAACUGCAAUCGUGUGUUAUGGACGAGUUGAAAGCAAAACACCAGCCCAAAGAGUACAAGGAAGUCACGCGCGGCACGUACCCACGAAGGACGAGCGAGCCGAUAAAUAUGCAGCACGUGCAUACUCUUCCUCGAUUCAAUCCCGACAAAACCAACCAGCUGAAACAACCAGUUUCGCCACAAUUCAAGAAAGCUCCAGGUGCCAAUCAAGCGCUGAUAUUUGGUUCGUUACCACGACGCUUGAGCGAACAGCAUACGAUCCCGAUUAUGUUGGCCAACCCCGAGGCGCAGGUCGUGACGCGGGUACCAGCGGCUCGACCGGAUGCCCCUGUGGACCGCGACGAUCCAAGCGUGAAGAAGCUGGUGUAUGCAACGCUGAGAAACUACGUUGGGGCGUACAACAACCGCGCGAAUCUGCUCGCCGCGCAACAUGAUGGGCACGUUAUCCAGGACAAAGGUGUCACCGAACAGAUUAAAAGCAUUACUGCAUCUGGCAACUUGGCUUCUUUGAACGGACGUGUCAAUCCCAAGGCAAGCGAAUAAUUUCCAGGAUUACUCUCUGACUGAUACUCCACAUGCUUCAUUCCUAUAAAUAUAUGCCGGGACGUAAUAUUUUCCAUGCUUCAAUUAUAUUGUUCAAUUGUGAUACUAUACACAGUAAUGAUAUUUACUGUUAGAAUUAAGCUUUGUUUCAGUUGACUUUUUCGUCAUCUGAGUAUUUAUAUAUCUUUGGAAAUAUUUGUUAUAUUCAUUUCUAUGAUAAGUAAAAUAAAUUAUAUCUUUUUGAUCAUA